AUGCAGGUGUACAGCCGCAAACAAGAGCCGCCUCUGAUGGGACCUCCCAUGGUGCAGGUGGUGCCCGAGAACAUCCCUGUGAAUGUGCCACGCCUUACCAAUGAAAUCCAGAGGGACCACACCAGGGGCUUAGCGCGAGAAAGGGGCUCCCGUUCUGGGCCUUCCCCAACUAGUGGCACCCUGGAAGCACAAGAUCCUCCGCACAGGAACUUCAGUGCAGAGGGUCCUUUCAAAGACUGCCUGCAGGCUCAGGAAGCAGGCCUCAGCACAAGCGGCAUGUACGUGAUCAAACCUGAUGAGGCUGAAAGACCGCUGCAGGUCUGGUGUGAACAGGACAUAGACAACGGAGGCUGGACUGUGAUUCAGAGCAGGCGAGACGGCUCCGUGAACUUCUUCAGGAACUGGGAUAACUAUAAGCGCGGCUUUGGUAACAUUGAUGGGGAGUACUGGCUCGGUCUGGAGGGAAUCUUUCUCCUGGGGAAGCAAUUGGACUACAAGCUGCUGGUGGAGCUGGAGGAUUGGAUGGGGAAGAAGGUCUAUGCUCAGUACAGCAGUUUUCACCUGGAGCCGGAGAGUGAAGGCUACCGUCUGCGCCUGGGCUCCUACCAGGGCAAUGCAGGGGACUCCUUCACCAGUCACAACGGCAAACAGUUCACCACACUAGACAGUGACAAGGAUGCUUUUUCAGGUAACUGUGCCCAUUUCCACAAAGGUGGCUGGUGGUACAAUGCAUGCGGACAAGUCAAUCUAAACGGUGUCUGGUACAACGGGGGAGUGUAUCGCAGCAAGUUUCAAGAUGGCAUCUUCUGGGCUGACUAUGGAGGAGGCUUCUACUCUAUGAAGGGAGUGCGCAUGAUGAUCAGGCCUAUAGACUGA
Messenger RNA from Knipowitschia caucasica, 876 nucleotides. The record is from the annotation of a GenBank genome assembly. NCBI's taxonomy places the organism in Eukaryota, Metazoa, Chordata, Actinopteri, Gobiiformes, Gobiidae.